Messenger RNA from Mauremys reevesii (Reeves's turtle), 1970 nucleotides. RefSeq names its product DDB1 and CUL4 associated factor 17 (gene DCAF17). Gene Ontology annotation, cellular component: Cul4-RING E3 ubiquitin ligase complex. The record is from RefSeq and is a predicted model, not a curated record. The transcript is spliced from 14 exons. Gene Ontology annotation, biological process: protein ubiquitination. Lineage: Eukaryota; Metazoa; Chordata; Testudines; Geoemydidae. The coding region runs from base 23 to 1684 and encodes 553 amino acids.
GAGCUUUUCCCAAGAAAUAAAAAUGUCCCCAGAUUCAGCCGCUUCUUCCUCUUCCCCAGCCACGAGACUCUCCUCCAGUGCUUUUAAAAUUCACAAUGUCUGCCGCCUUCUAACCAGGAGAUCUCACGGAUUUUAUACAAAAGAUGCAGGUGUCGCCCACAGAAAAAACCUGGGAAUCCUAAGAAAGCUAGUGUGUCAGGAAAGUACUAAAUUCAAGAAUGUUUGGACAACUCAUUCCACAUCUCCUAUUGCUUAUGAGCGUGGAAGAAUUUAUUUUGACAAUUACCGGUGCUGUGUGAGCAGCAUUGCACGAGAGCCAAGAAUACUUUAUCAACUGGCAGCAUGUUCUAAAUCAGAAAAAAUAGAGGAUGCAUUAUUAUUGGAAUGCCCGUUGGGGGAAACGCUUCCCAGUCCACCAGACUAUAAAUCUUCUCUUGCAGUUCUGACUGCUCAUAACUGGCUCCUUCGUCUCUCUGCUAAUACUGGAGAAAUACUGGAAAAAAUAUACCUUCCACCCUACUGCAAAUUCAGGUAUCUGAGCUGGGACACUCCUCAGGAGAUUAUGGUUGUCAAGUCAGCUCAGCAUAAAUUUACAGCAGCAGCACAGCAGGCAGGCAUUCAGCAGUCUGUGCUAUUCUUUCUUGCUGUAUUCAGAGUUCUACCUCUGAAAUUUAUUGGAAUGCUGGAGAUAAACAAAAAAAUAUUUGGGAACAAUGUAACAGAUGUCGCUUUUUCUCAUGGAAUGCUGAUUGUGAUGUCUAGCGUGGGUCUGGUCAGGCUCUAUAGCUUCCAGUCUAUCUCUGAGCAGUUCACAGAGCAGCAAUUUGAUUUGGGAUGCAAAUGCAACUGGAAUGGUAAAGUUGGAAUUGUAGGAAAGUAUCCAUUUGGACUUCCUUGUAACAUUAAAAUAACAGAUACCCCACCUUUGCUAUUUGAAGUGUCUUCCCUGGAGAACUCAUUUCAAAUUGGAGGAUACCCUUGGCAUUACAUCAUCACACCUAACAAGAAAAAGCAUAAAGGAGUCUUCCAUAUUUGUGCUCUGAAAGACAAUGCUUUGGCAAAAAAUGGAAUACAGGAUAUGAAGUGCUGUUCAUUAGAACCCGACUGGAUAUAUUUCCAUCCAGAUACUUCAGGCAGAAUAAUCCACGUGGGACCAAAUUUGAUAAAAAUAUUGAAGCUGAAGGAAAUUGAAAAUAAUAAAUACCAACAAGAAAUUGCAGAAGAUUUUGUCAUCAUGGCCAACAGGCAGAACAAUGUGAACAACUCAGUAACUAUAACUGCUUCUGGCCGAGUAGUGAAAAAGCGUUUUAACCUGCUGGAUGAUGACCCAGAACAAGAGACUUUCAAAAUUGUGGACUAUGAAGAUGAGCUGGAUUUGUUAUCCGUUGUGGCAGUUACUCAGAUAGGAGCUGAUGGGAAAGCUCACCUUGACUUGCACUGUAAUGAACAUGGGAUUCUACUUAAGAGUAUUCCAUUAGUGGAAUCUUGGGAUGUGACUUACAAUCACGAAGUUUACUUUGACAGAGACAUUGUGUUACAUAUAGAACAAAAGCCUAACAGGAUCUUCAUCUGUUAUCUUUACCAAAUGGUCUGUGAUAGUGCAGAGGAAGAUGAACAUUCAAGCCUUGAAAAAGUGGAGAGAGUUUUUUGUAAAAAAGGGGGGAGAAUUUUUGAAUGUUUUUAAGAGAGAAAGACUUCUGCAUAGACUUCACUCUACACAAUAUCCAUGGACUUUGUCUCUUUGGACUAGUCAAAUAUUAUGUUUCAACCACUGUGUGUUAAAAUGUAUAUUUUGAGCUUAAGUAUUUGUAUUACUGUCAGGGUUUUUUAAUUUCUCUUUUGCAUAUAAAGAUAGUUGUAUGUAUUUUCAUAGACCACAAUUUAACUUCAUUUAUUUACCUUUUACUUUUGCUACUGAUUAUGAUAUUGUAACACAAAUAAUGAUCAGAUUUGUUGCCCUUGUCCACCAA